Zootoca vivipara (common lizard) is the source of this 4836-nucleotide messenger RNA. It is a transcript of the gene NEDD1, whose product is annotated as NEDD1 gamma-tubulin ring complex targeting factor. Gene Ontology annotation, biological process: microtubule nucleation; mitotic cell cycle. Gene Ontology annotation, molecular function: gamma-tubulin binding. Gene Ontology annotation, cellular component: spindle pole; centrosome; centriole. The record is from RefSeq and is a predicted model, not a curated record. Lineage: Eukaryota; Metazoa; Chordata; Lepidosauria; Squamata; Lacertidae.
ACCGACAGAGGGAGUGAGCCCAGUCCCGCGGUGGAUGUUGGGACGGGCCGCUAAGUUGUAAGGAGCGCGGAAGCUCCGCUUCUAGCGGCCCCGUUUUGCCUCACGAGAUAAAGAAACCGAAAGCGGCGGCUGCUUAGAAAGUUUGGGGCUCUUCUGCCCAGCGACCGGGGAAAUGAGUCGCAUGGGGUAGAAAGAAGACUAAAUGCAGGGCGUCCCGGCCAAGCGGGAAGAUUGUAUGCCUGAGGGCAGGGCCUUAGAACUGAUUUUGUAAGCUGCUGUGAGAGUCUGUUUGCCUAAAAGGUCCAGCCAUGCAGGAAAGCAUCCGAUUUGCUUCAUCGGGAGAUGAUGAUGUUAAAAUAUGGGACGCUUCAUCUAUAACUGUAGUGGAACAGUUCAGUCCCCAUGCUUCAUCACACCCAGUUAGCUCUGUAUGCUGGGGCAGCAACAAUAAUUUUCUGGUCACUGCUUCUGCUGCUGGUGAUAAAAUAGUGAUUUCAAAUGGUAAAGGUAAACCAGUUCCACUCUUUGAGCUAGCUGAAGGGGCAAAACAAACCUGUAUAAGUUUGAGUUCUAAUUCAAUGUACAUUGCAAGUGGAGGUGUGGAUAGCACUGUUAACAUAUGGGAUUUAAAGUUCAGAAAACUUCACCGAGCUCUUAAGGAUCACAGAGAUGAAAUAACUUCUGUAACAUUUAAUUGGAAUGAUUGCUAUAUCGCUUCGGGGUCUAUGAGCGGUGAAAUUAUCUUGCAUAGUCUUACUACGAAUUUAUCCAGCACUCCAUUUGGCUUUGGCAGCAGUCAGCCCAUUCGGCACUUGAAAUAUUCUUCCUUUAAGAAAGCAUUAUUGGGUAGCGUUUCCGACAGUGGGUCUGUAACUCUGUGGGAUGUCAACAGUCAAACCCCAUAUCAUAACUUCGAAAGUGCUCAUAAAGCUCCAGCCUAUGAAAUCUGUUUUUCUCCCAUCAGUGAGCUGCUACUUGUAACUGUAGGUCUGGAUAAAAGAAUCAUUCUCUAUGACACCACCAGUAAAAAGCAGCUGAAGACUUUAGUAGCAGAAUCUCCUCUAACUGCAGUAGAAUUCAUGCCCGAAGGAACUUCCUUGGUGGUUGGAUCUUCUCGUGGAAAGAUAUACCAUUAUGACCUAAGAAAACUGUCCGCACCUGUGAAAUCAGUCAGUGCUCACAAAACCUCUGUGAAGUGCAUAACACUACAGUGCCCUAACAACUUUUCAAGGUCUAGCCUUAAGCCAUCCUUAACUAAGCAGGCCUGCAAAAGAUCUGAUAUCAAAACAACAAGCAAUACUGGAGGGAUUCAGAAUGCUGGCGUGAUCAAAAACGUUACUCCUAACAUGCCUGCCACGUUCCUGUCCCCAUCCUUGCCAACAGCUGAAGUUAAAGGAGCUGAUGCCAUUCAGGAUAAAUCUGGAUUCCCAUGCAGCUGCAGUUUGGAUGUAAUUCCUUCCAAAGAAAUUGAUCAUGGGAAUACUUCUAAUCCAGCUGAUGAUUUGGGGAGAAAUAGUUUUGGUGACUUGUUCUCUCCACUUCGAGAUGAUGUUGCAGUUUGUAAAACAAGUGAAGAUGUUCCUGGAAAGAGUGAUGGUAUGGAUUUUCAACCUUACCUUUCCAGUUUGGAUUUUCUCUCCCAGUUCAGCACUGCAUUGCCUGCAAGAAAAAAUCCAGUAGGAUCUGGCCCACAAAUAGUGCAUUCUAGUCCACUUAAUAUAUUUGUUGGCUCUCCUAUCAAAGAAGAUGAUGAGAAUCCAGAAGCUGAUGCUAAGAAAACUAAUCAUGGAAGACAAGAGUCCAGAGAACAUUUCAAACAGUUGAGUUCCUCCAGCUCUGAGUUUACAACUAUGAAUACCUCCCCGUUGGGCACCAUAAUCAGGAGUCCUGAUCCCCGAGAGAGGCUUAUUAAGAACCUUCAGGCACAACUGACCUAUGAAUCGCCAGUGAACGGUCCUACCUCAGCAACUUCAAAGAUAACUUCUUCGGUUACUGCUGGAGUUGCCAAUUCGCUAUCGGAAAAAAUAGUAGACACUCUUGGAAGCAGCAGAUUGAAUGCACCUUUAUCAUCCGUUCAAAUUCAUUUCAUUCAGAAUAUGAUACAAGAAACUCUGGAUAACUUCAGGGAAGACUGCCACCGUGACAUUGUGAAUUUGCAAGUGGAGAUGAUCAAACAAUUUCAUGUGCAGCUGAAUGAAAUGCAUGCCUUACUUGAAAGAUAUUCUGUAAACGACGGCUUAAUAGCUGAAAUUGAAAGAUUACGUGAGGAAAAUAAAAGAUUGCAAGCCCACUUCUAAAAAGUCCAUGUUCAUGCAAGGAAAAUGAGUUGAAUUUUUUUUAUUGUGCUAUGGCACAAUGAUGUCAUGUGUCUGAUACUUAAGUAGUAUGUGUAAACUCGGUGUUUUUUUUCCAGCACUAAAGAACCUUAUUUUAAAAUAGAAAAGGCAAUAGUUAACUGAUUAAUACAAAAACAUGCACUAAUAAUGUUUAUAUCAAAGGAUUUUAAUGGAAAACCUGAAAUACAUUGCAAUCAAUUUUAGCUAUAAACAAAGUGCCUUUUUAUAAAGGGAAACUAAAUAGGAAAUGUAUUUUGUAUAAGAAUUGCUUUGUUCUGAUAAAUUUAUAAUGCAUUUCAGUGAUUUUUUUUGCAGUGAAGACUUCUAUGACAAUGUCUUGGUUUUGUUUCCUUUGGCUAGAAAAAAACAUUAAUGUUUCACAAGCAGUUUUUAUUGUAUAUGCUCUUUUGCUACUGACUUUUUCCUGUAAAUGUUACUUUGUAGGUGUAGGAUGCAAACUUAGAUUUUUGUUACAACUGAGUUGCAUAUUUACAUAAUUUAAUGGCAUACUGAUAAUUUGUUUCGACUGAAUAAACAAUUUGUGAAGUUGCAUAAACAUGCUUGACUAAUAACAGUCCUCUGACUUUCAGCUUGGUCCUCAAGCUCUCUUUUUAGCACAGGUCCAGUGCAGUCUUAAGAGUCAUAGGAACAUCUGUCAUUUUACCCAGUCUGCAAUUGUGGUUGGAAAAGAUAUAUUUACCAUUGUAUGAAUGGUCAAGAGCAGAAAAUCAAACUCAUAUUCCUAUUUGACUCUUGUCUUAAAUGUAAUGGCUGAUUACAGGUUUAAACUCUUUGGGCAUACUUUUAUCUGGCAUCAUAUUACCAUUUUUGCAUUGUGAAUUGAGUGCUUACGGUACUUUGUGGUUCACAUGCAGCCUGUUCAGACAGUAGGCAAACUUAAUUUUUAAAAUGAAAAGUUGUUGCCCUGUGCCCUGCCUACAUUUUGAACAGUCUAUGCAACUAAGACUGCAGUCAUGCCAGCCUACAUUGAAGCAAGUCCCAUUGAGUUUAAUGAGACUGACUUCUAGGUAGACAUCUCUAUAGAAUUGCACUGUAAGAUUAUCAUGAACCUCUCUCUCAAGUUGACUACAAAACGUGGCUUGUCUUCAGAGUAUUAUCAUUAAGGAACAGCCUUAAGCAUUUCAACACAGUUUUUGCCUUGGGAAGGGCUUUAGAUUGGGUGGAGGGAAUGACUGACCCUUGCAGCCUGGCUUUCUCAGCAUUGCUGUUCUCUGACGCCAUUAUUUCUUAGAAGCCUAAAAUCUAUAUUAACAAUAUUAAUAGUGUAAUUGUUAUGCACAUAGUUGCCUUGGGAGGAUUUACCCUUAAAGUUAAACAAGUUUACUUGGAAAUUUGAUGUUCACUAGGACUUCAUCCCAUUUUUUAGGAUUUCAGGAAGAAUGUUGAGGAUCAUAGCUUCUGCUCUGCUCUUUUUAUUUAUAAAUACUAUGUUGUGAAGGACAGUAUGAAGCUUGGCAACAUCCAAUAACUUCUGCUGACCAUCAUGUUUCUUGUAUGUGUACAGCUAAACGACACAAGAUCUCUCUGCCCACUUUUUGGAGAUUCCCCUCUCCCACAGCAGCCCAAUGUGACACAGGCCCUAUUGUUCAGGAGGCCUCCCAGUCCCUAAAAAGUGUUUUUCAGGGGUGCAGAGAGGAGCAAAAGAGAAAAGGGGUUGUACAAGCUGCCUUCCACUUGUGUUACCGCAAGCUUACUUUUUAAGGUGUCAUGCUUUUGUUUUCACGGUAGCAGACUUGACCCUGGGUACUUCUCUGGAAUUUUGGAGAAAAGAAACUUUUUGACCUCAGUGUUGGCUGUUCCUUAUAUUUAGAGAUAACCUUUGACUGUGCAGACUUACCUUGUUUUCCUCCUACGUCAUGAAACUAUGCAGCAAUCAUCCAGACCUCAGGGGAGUAAUACAGGAUUGAUGUUCCUGAAACUGAAAUUGCAGAUGACUAUAUGCAAUCAUACCUAUGGGAAUUACUGUUGAAAGUAAAGCAUUUAAGUGCAUGAUUCAGCUGCAGCUUUGUACAGAAAGAAUGCAUGCUGUCUUGGCAGAGAUAUAAAACUUUGAGAUAACACACGUCAAAAUAGUACUUGUCUUCAUUUGCCCUCAUUUUAGUAUGUAAAGCAUUUUAAAGUUUGAUGCAAGAGAAUUUGUAAGAUAUACUACUUUGCUUUUGCAUGCUGCAUAGAUCAAAAUCAAUGGGACAUUAAAAUGCUAAUAUGUAGACAUAAAAUUGAGAAAUACCUUGAUAGGGGGAGAAACUUUGAGUACUUGUAGUUUUAAAACUUUCACAGCAGAACAUUAAAUGCUUUUGUUUUGGUUUUAUGUGUUAAACCUUUGACCUUAGGUGCAAUAACAUCAAUAAUUUAAACUUAAAGCAUAUAUUUCUGUGUUUAAUUACAUGCCUCACCUUUGGCUUGUUAUAAUUUUCUUUUUCUUUAUAAUUGGGACAAGGAGGUGCUUUUUGUACUCAUAAACUCUUAUGGAAAACUU